UGAAUGAGAGUUCCGAAAGGGACUCUUCGAGUACUCUUCAAUACAGCUCCGUUCACGUUGGAGUUCGCUACACUUCAAAUUAAUACAUGUUAAGCGAAUAAUAAUAACCUUCAAGAAAUGGAUUCGCAUGGGAUUAAACGCUCUUUACUUUUCUUUGUAUUUAUUAACCUUGUAUUUAUCACUCUACAAUCUAAAGAAGAAGUGCUGUUGGACAUGAAGUCCUCUGGAGGUGAGCUUGGCUGGUUGACCUCGCCAUAUGAUGAAGGGUGGGAGAUCGUGCAGACCGUGGUGAACGGCUCCUUGCUCUACACGUACUCGGUGUGUAACGUGGUGGAGGGCGAGCAGGACAACUGGCUGCGCACCACCUUCAUCCAGCGCCGGCCGUCCGCCGCGCGCGUCUUCGUGGAGCUGCAGUUCGUGGCGCGGGACUGCAACUCGUUCGGCGGGGCCUCGCUCACCUGCAAGGAGACCUUCAACCUUUUCUACGCCGAGUCGGACGCCGACAUCGGCACCAGCUUCCGCAAGGGCCAGUUCCGCAAGGUGGCCACCAUCGCGCCCGACGAGAUCACGGGCCGCGGCGAGCUCAACGUGAACACCGAGACCCGGACGGUCGGCCCGCUCUCCCGAAAGGGCUUCUACCUGGCCUUCCAGGACAUCGGGGCGUGCGUGGCGCUCCUGUCCGUCAGGGUGUACUACAAGACCUGCCCGGCCACCGUGCAGAGCCUGGCGGCCUUCCCGGAGACGGUGGCGGGGGCCGAGAGCCAGGCCCUGCAGGAGGUGUCCGGGGCCUGCGUGGAGAACGCCGUCAGCAAGGAGCGUCCGCGCAUCUACUGCACCACCGACGGCGAAUGGGUGGUGCCAGUGGGCCAGUGCCAGUGUCGUCCCGGUUACGAGACUGUCGGUGACUCCUGCCGAGCAUGUCGUCCUGGAUAUUUCAAAGCCUCUGAAUCUGGCAAGCUGUGUGAACCGUGCCCCAAAAACGCCCAGGCGUCAUCCGCUGGCAGCAUCUCCUGCAUCUGCAAGGAGGGCUUCUACCGCGCCCCCGCCGACCCCAGCACAGUGGCGUGUUCCGCUCCGCCCUCUGCUCCGCUCGACCUGGUUGCCACGACGGCGGGCGGGAAGCUGGAGCUGUCGUGGAGCGCGCCGGCGGAGACGGGCGGGCGGGACGACCUGGAGUACGCGGUGACGUGUGAGCACUGCGACGGCGAGGCCUGCCUGCCCUGCGGGGAGCGCGUGCGCUUCGAGCCCCGCCCCUCCGGCCUCAGCGAGCCCUGGGUCACCGUCAGCGAUCUGGAGCCCCACCUCAACUACACCUUCACCGUGGAGGCGCGCAGCGGGGUCUCCCCGUUCAGCACCCAGAGAGCCACCAGCACCCUGACCACGGCCCUGCGCUACACAGAUCCGCCCAAGGUGCUGUCGAUGCGGCUGGACGAGCGGAGCGCCAGCAGCCUGUCGCUGUCCUGGGCCGUGUCCCGCCGCGCCCAGCCCCACAGCGGCCUGCGCUACGAGCUCAUGUACCGCAAGAAGGAGAACGACGGGGAGAAGGACGUGACCACGUACACCGUGCUGGUUCUGGAGAAGAGCUCGGUCCAGAUCAGCGACCUGGCGCCGGGGACUGUCUACGUGUUCCGGGUCCAGGCGCUGAGUCCGGAGGGAAACCCGGGAAGCAGCAGCAUGGAGCGGGAAUUCCAGACACUUCCUGAGAUGGAGGCCCAGUCGUCGACUCCUGUCAUCAUGGGGGCCGCGGUGGGGGGCGGAGUCAUGCUGCUGGUUGUCGUGGUGAUCCUGCUGCUUCAUAGACGGAGGAGGAACACUCAUGCCAGACAGGGCCCGGAGGAUGCCUACUUCUCCAGCUCAGAGCAACUCAAGCCGCUGAAGACCUAUGUUGACCCCCACACGUACGAGGACCCCAACACAGCCGUCCUCAAGUUUGCCAGCGAGAUUCAUCCAAGUCAUGUUGUUAAGCAAAAGGUCAUCGGAGCUGGCGAGUUUGGGGAGGUGUACCGCGGGGUGCUGAAGGUGCCGGGGCGCAAGGAGGCGGCGGUGGCCAUUAAAACCCUGAAGCCGGGCUACACAGAGAAACAGCGGCAGGACUUCCUGAGUGAGGCCAGCAUCAUGGGCCAGUUCUCCCACCAGAACAUCAUUCGCCUGGAGGGGGUCGUCACCAAAUUCAAGCACGCCAUGAUCAUUACGGAAUACAUGGAGAACGGGGCUCUGGACAACUAUCUGAAGGAUCAUGACGGGGAGUUGCCGUCGUACCAGCUGGUGGGCAUGCUGCGGGGCAUCGCGGCGGGGAUGAAGUACCUCUCCGACAUGAGCUACGUGCACCGCGACCUGGCCGCCCGCAACAUCCUGGUCAACAGCAACAUGGAGUGCAAGGUGUCCGACUUCGGCCUGUCCCGCGUGCUGGAGGACGACCCCGAGGGGACCUACACUACCAGCGGAGGAAAGAUCCCUAUCCGCUGGACUGCGCCCGAGGCCAUCGCCUACAGGAAGUUCACCUCGGCCAGUGACGUGUGGAGCUUCGGCAUCGUCAUGUGGGAGGUCAUGGCCUUCGGCGAGAGGCCAUACUGGGACAUGAGCAACCAUGAGGUGAUGAAGGCCAUUAACGAGGCCUUCCGGUUGCCGGCGCCCAUGGACUGCCCGUCGACGGUGUACCAGCUGAUGCUGCAGUGCUGGCUGCAGGACCGCUCCAAGAGGCCACGCUUCACCGACAUCGUCAGCCUGCUGGACAAGCUGCUGAGGAGCCCCGAGUCGCUCAAAACCAUCGCUGACUUCGACCCCCGAGUGUCCAUCCGCCUGCCCAGCACCAGCGGGUCGGACGGCUCCCCCUUCAGGUCGGUGUCGGAAUGGCUGGAGUCCAUCAAGAUGAGCCAGUACAGCGAGAACUUUGCGUGUGCGGGCGUCAUCUCCAUGGAGCAGGUCCUGCAGAUGAAGAACGAGGACAUUCGCAACAUCGGGGUGAGACUUCCGGGUCACCUGAAGAGGAUAGCCUACAGCAUCCUGGGACUGAAAGACCAGACCAGCUCGCUCAGCGUCUUCGCGGUGUGACCGGACCUGAGCCCUCCCGGGGCGGGAGCUCCUGCACUGAACUGGGCCGCGGGCCGGCCGGGCUGGGUGGGGCUCCCCAGCCCAAAGUAAAGGCCCUGUAAACAUGACUGAAGAGGCCCCACCAAUCCGGCCACGAUGGACUAGAGACCUCAGCCCAACUCGCUGUACUUAUACCAUGGAAAAGGGAGAUUUAAAAGCCUCAAAAAGGACAAAAAUAAGCUUUUAUAUAUAUCAGACUUUUUUAUAUUAACUGACUAUAUUUGCUAUACAUACCUUUUUAUAGCAUCUUGUACAGUUUUUCUUGUGCAGUUUUUUAAGCAUGAUGUACGAAAGAUCAGUAGAUUGUAAACACUACAUAGGUUCAUCUAAUUGGCUGCCCUGCAGAAUGUAGUUUGAAUGUGGAGUGAUUUCAGAUGCCUUGGGGAAAUUUGCCAUGCUUGUGUAUUGUUUUUAGACUGGGAAGUUGCAGUCUUGAAGGGAUUUGCUGAUUUAUGCCGGGAGCUCUGUGUGCGUAAUUGUGCAAAUCAUGUAAAGCGUGACUCAGCGGGCAGUACGUCUAGCUGUGUAGACAUACAGACAUGCUGUUUUUUAGCCCUGGUGGACUGCCAGCCACAUUUACCUGAAAUCAUGAGAAAUUCUUUAGAGCACUCUGCUGCAUAAGGACGGCCAUGUUGAACGCAAACCGCGUUCACAGCAAGAGCAGCUUCAGGUUCAGCGGGGCUUCUGUAGGCCCCGGGCCCUGGUGUGGGCUGGCCUCCUUACUUGCCUGUUGUGAUGCUUCACGAUGGUGGGAUUUACUCCACUUUGUUUGUGGGAGCAGGGAAGAGCAUUAUUUCCUGAUAUUUCAUUUAGAAACCUACGUCUUAUGUGAUGCAGUGUGAUGGCCAGACUGCAGGUUCUUGAAGCUCUGUAAGCACUUACUUUGUUGGCUCAUGUCCUCUCAGAAAACAGAAUUGUUCACCCUGAUGUUCAAGACAUCUGGUGACUUACCUGGAGCUGAGAAACUACAUCCGUCUGAAAAUUAGCCUGUUCACACAAAAUGUGUUGGUCCGAAUGAAUGGCCAAAACCUCUUAGAAUAAGUGAAUAACUUGAAUAAGUGAAUCUGGAUUUGGGGAUUCUCAGUUCUCCAGUAUCGGUGUGACUGCUCUCUGCCGGAAGACAUUUGCUGUUCUGUUGAGACUGAUUUUUACUGAAGGGCAGUUACAUUUCUUUCUUCCUACACAAAAAAAACAUUGGUGACCUCCAUCAGAAAAAAAAUGCAGUUGUAUUACUUGAUAAAACAUUAUCUUUUUGAGGAUGGUGUGGUUGCUCCUUCCAUAUGUAAAUUAUUUUAAUCAAUAUUCCAAACUGAAAGAGAGUAGCCCAUUUUUUGUGUUAACUUUAUUUAAUAUUUAUUUCACUUUUUUAUUUAUUGUUUAAAAACACUUAUGUUGGGACUUGUUUGUAAUGAAAUUUAUUUUUCUGUUCCAAUAAAAUUUUUUGUCUAA
Molecule: messenger RNA, 4539 nt
Organism: Conger conger (European conger)
Lineage: Eukaryota; Metazoa; Chordata; Actinopteri; Anguilliformes; Congridae
Product: ephrin type-A receptor 2-like
Exons: 17
Coding region: 118-3051 (977 amino acids)
Biological process (GO): axon guidance; protein phosphorylation; cell surface receptor protein tyrosine kinase signaling pathway
Cellular component (GO): plasma membrane; neuron projection
Molecular function (GO): ATP binding; transmembrane-ephrin receptor activity; protein binding
Source: RefSeq, a predicted model, not a curated record